GGAUCCGAAUAUAACAAAUUUGCUUGAGAUUUGACGAGAAAAAAGAAUACAAAAAAUGCGCGGGAUACUAAUUCUUCUUUUGUGCCUUACCGUGGCCACUUUGGUUAUGGGCAAUGAGUAUGUCUUAGGAAAACGCGAAGAAGGUGAUAAACUCGUUGUCGACAAAAUUAUUAGGAAGCCAAAAAUAUUGGGUAAACAUAUAACAAUUAAAGUUGGAGCUCAUGCAAAUGAAGACAUAAGUUUCGUUCGAGUAAAAGAUCUGGGCAAAUCCCAAUCAACAGUUCGUCCUUUAGUUGGUGGAUUAGGCUCACGGAAGAUCGUUUUGUUAAUCACUGGAAGUUUGGGUGAUGGAUUAUUUAUACGAUUCCAAGUUCAUGCAUUGAACAAAAAUUCGACAGAACCUGUUACCACUGAGCCACCUACCGAAAAACCAAGUAGCAGUCCAUCUACCGAAGUACCAAGCAAUAGUCCACCUACUGUAAGACCAAGUAGCAGUGUACCUACCAAAGAACCGAGCAACAGUCCACCUACCGAAGGACCAAGUAGCAGUCCAUCUACCGAAGUACCAAGCAAUAGUCCACCUACUGUAAGACCAAGUAGCAGUGUACCUACCAAAGAACCGAGCAACAGUCCACCUACUGAAGGACCAAGUAGCAGUGUACCUACCGAAGAACCGACUAGCAGUCCACCUACCAAAGGACCAAGCAGUAGUCCAUCUACCGAAAAACCGAGUAGCAGUCCACCUACCGAAGGAUCAAGCAGCAGUCCAUCUACCGAAAAACCGAGUAGCAGUCCAUCUACCGAAGGACCAAGCAGCAGUCCAUCUACGGAAGGAUCAAGCAGCAGUCCAUCUACCGAAGGGUCAAGUAGCAGUCCACCUACCAAUGGACCAAGCAGCAGUCCAUCUACCGAAGGACCAAGCAGCAGUGCGUCAAGUAAAGCAACAGACGCAACCCAGCAAUAUAUCGAAUAAGACGGUAAUGGAGAAUUUACUAACUAAUCCAAACAGUAAUGCUCUCAAUAUUUUAAGUAAUCGUAUUAAACCAAAUAAGAGAGAAAAAGAGAGAAAACAAAAAGUAUAACAAGAAGAAUAAAGACGAAGAAGAUAUGAAUCGUGUGUUGUGCAUUCGUAGAUUAACUGUCGUGUAACUAUGGACAUAUGUAUUAAUAUAUAUCCAAUAAUAUGGAUUCGUUAAUAAUUUCCUAUAUCACAUGAGAAAAUGAAGUAUAAGAUGAAAAAUAUAGUCUAUUUCGUUUAGUUUUAGACUUAUUAUUAUAGGCUUAUUAUUAUAUUAUUUUAGGCUUAUAUUAAAUGUAUAUACGUAUAUUAACAUAAAACUUCAACUCAAACGCAUAUUCUUGUUACACGCAUUAAAAGCAUAUUUUCAUCGAGAACAAUAUUUCUUAUUUAAUUAUUCUAGUAUUAACUUACAUUAUCCUCUUCUAUUAAUCAUUUAUUUUAAAAGUGAAAUUUUAUAAUUCCUUUUUCCGCCAUACGAUUCGAAUCGGGGGUGGAGGGAGGAGAUAAAAACCUUACAUUUACGGGAAUAUAUAUAUGAAUCUUUAAAAAGAACAUGCUUCGCUUUGUAAAAAAAAAUUCUAAAUUUGAAAUCCUGCGAAUAUAAAUUUUGUCCCACGAUUAUAUAUUUGGAGACAUUAUUAGCACUAAGCUGCUUUUCGAACGGUCACAAGCGAAGGUAACUGUCCAUACCGAAACCAAUAAACUGCUCCGCUUUUGCUGGAACUUUAUGAAACUUUUAAA
Molecule: messenger RNA, 1762 nt
Organism: Vespula pensylvanica (western yellowjacket)
Lineage: Eukaryota; Metazoa; Arthropoda; Insecta; Hymenoptera; Vespidae
Product: putative protein TPRXL
Exons: 2
Coding region: 56-973 (305 amino acids)
Source: RefSeq, a predicted model, not a curated record